UAUUGGUCUGUGUACAAGACUUAAUAUUGUGCAAGCAAAGGAGUCGCAAAAAGGAAUAGCUGUCUAUAGAAUGAAAUACGCCAUAGUAAUUGCCUGUGCCGCCCUUGCGGUGGCCAGCAUCAAUGCCGCCAGUGUGCCGGGCGUGCAUCCGGGCGUGCAGCCGGGCGUGCAGCCGGGCGUUAGGGCAAUCGACAACCAACUCUACCGCAGUUAUGUGUGCGUUCAUAAGCCCGAUGGAUUCCGCGCUUUGGUCCCCGGAAGUUGCUCCCAGUACUACGAGUGUCAGUCAGGUGUGGCCCUUGUCAACGUCUGCUCGCGCUUCUUCGAUGCCAAGGCCCAGGGCUGUGUCAACUACAACACUGGCUGCAUUGAGUUUCAGCCUGCAUCGGCAAGCUCUCCUGUAGGAGGCUCGAUCGCCGCAGUGCCGUGUGCGGAGGAAACUACUACCUGUGCACCACAAAUCACAACUACAACAACAUGUACACAACUUAUAACAACUACAACAACCUGCACGCCAUCUAUCACAACCACAACCUGCGCACCAACAACCACAACAACCUGUACACCAGCCAGCGUAACAACCACAACAACCUGUGCGCCAGAAAUUACAACUACAACAACAUGUACACCAGUAAUUACAACUACAACAACCUGUGUACCAACAACCACAACAACCUGUACACCAGUUUCGACAACAACAUGUACCCCAGAAAUUACAACUACAACAACCUGUACACCAGCUUCGACAACAACAUGUACCCCAGAAAUUACAACUACAACAACCUGUGCACCAACAACCACAACAACUUGUGCACCAACAACCACUCCAACCAGUGCACCAACAACCACUCCAACCAGUACACCAACAACCACAACAACCUGUACACCAGCAAUCGUAACAACCACAACAACCUGUGAGCCAGAAAUUACGUCUACAACCACAUGUACCCAAGAAAUUACAACUACAACAACCUGUGCACCAACGACCACAACAACCUGUACACCAGCUACCACAACAACAUGUACCCCAGAAAUUACAACUACAACAACCUGGCCACCAACAACCACAACAACUUGUGCACCAACAACCACUCCAACCAGUGCACCAACAACCACUCCAACCAGUACACCAACAACCACAGCAACCUGUACACCAGCAAUCGUAACAACCACAACAACCUGUGAGCCAGAAAUUACGUCUACAACCACAUGUACCCAAGAAAUUACAACUACAACAACCUGUGCACCAACGACCACAACAACCUGUACACCAACAACCACUCCAACCAGUCCACCAACAACCACAACAACCUGUACACCAGCAAUCGUAACAACCACAACAACGUGUGCUCCAGAAAUAACAACUACAACAACAUGUACACCGGAAAUUACAACCACAACAACCUGUACACCAGCUACCACAACAACUUGUACACCAGAAAUUACAACUACAACAACCUGUGCAUCAACGACCACAACAACCUGUGCAUCAGAGACCACAACAAGCUGUGCAUCAUCAACAACGACAACGGAAUGUGGACCCGUAAACGGAGUCUCCGGUUCUUCGAAGGCGAGGCCAACGUCUGUGCGACCAGCGAAACCCGUGCGCCCUGCCGUUCGUCCCGCAUUGGAAAUCGAUGAACUGUCGGCUCCCCAAGCCCACGAGCUAACCAUCUCCACCUAUACAAAAUACGUGUGCCGCAAAAAGCCAGAUGGCUUCAUGCUGGCGUCCCUGAAGAGCUGCUCCGACUACUAUAUCUGCCGGUAUGGAAAGCCACUGUUGGUGAGCUGCGGCGAUAAAUACUUCAACGCUCUGAAGGGCAUUUGCGAUCUGCCCGAGAACACGCGUUGCGUGCAGCCCCAAGCAUAAAACUUCACGAUGACUUCCUAAACGAAAUCACCAACGAAUUAGCCUCUAAGAGCACUACCUGACCCCACCUUGAUAUUUGUGCCCGAUCGAUUCUUUAUCAUAUGUAUGUACUAAAAUUUCAAUAUAUGCAAAAGCUAAUACAAGCUAAAAAAAAGUUGGGAAUUAUAAAGUAUCCGUACUCCUUUUAGUUCAAAGCUUAAUAAAUACGUGACAACGCA
Messenger RNA from Drosophila sechellia, 2088 nucleotides. RefSeq names its product Mucin 26B (gene Muc26B). Bases 71 to 1870 code for a protein of 599 amino acids. Gene Ontology annotation, cellular component: extracellular region. Lineage: Eukaryota; Metazoa; Arthropoda; Insecta; Diptera; Drosophilidae. The record is from RefSeq and is a predicted model, not a curated record. The transcript has 2 exons. Gene Ontology annotation, molecular function: chitin binding.